Camponotus floridanus (Florida carpenter ant) is the source of this 998-nucleotide messenger RNA. It is a transcript of the gene Hsc20, whose product is annotated as iron-sulfur cluster co-chaperone protein HscB, mitochondrial. The transcript has 3 exons. The record is from RefSeq and is a predicted model, not a curated record. NCBI's taxonomy places the organism in Eukaryota, Metazoa, Arthropoda, Insecta, Hymenoptera, Formicidae. Gene Ontology annotation, biological process: protein complex oligomerization; [2Fe-2S] cluster assembly. Gene Ontology annotation, molecular function: protein-folding chaperone binding; ATPase activator activity. The coding region runs from base 255 to 998 and encodes 247 amino acids. Gene Ontology annotation, cellular component: mitochondrion.
CCUUGAAUCAAGAUACAAUAUUAUAAAUCAGAUAUAAUGUGAAUUAUUAUACCGAACCAUCUGUUCUGCUGCAUGGAGAGAGACUAACCUAGAGGAUUAUUGUUAUCGCAUCUCGACACGGUCUGAUAGCGCUUUAUCGGAGAGAGGCGGAAGUCGCAAAAUUCAAGUACCUCGACAAUUGCUCGUGUAUGUAAUGAUAAUUGUACAUUGGCACAGAUUUAUUUGUUUCAUUAGAUGAGAUUACACUUGGGAAAAUGUUUUUGGCGAGAAUCAUUAAAAAAUCUACGAUGGCAGUAAGCCCGAUCAAGCAGCAAUGCAAGCUGUAUUCGUAUCAGGCAUCGUCGAGAAACACUCAUCCUUCGAUCACGUUAUUGGGAACACUACGUUUCUGCAGUGACAGUCCACUUAAAUGUUGGAAUUGUAAUUAUAUGUACAAAUCCGAGCUGUUCUGCUCAAAGUGCAAAGUGUUGCAGGAGCUACCACAGAACUUGAACUAUUUUGACAUCAUGGGAAUUAAAAAAAAUUAUAACGUGAUUAAUGAAGAAUUACAUAAAAAAUAUAGAGAGCUGCAAAAGAUGUUACAUCCUGAUAAAUUUGGUAACAAAUCUGAGAAAGAAAGACAAAUCUCAGAGAAUUUAUCCUCUCUAAUAAAUAAAGCUUAUAGUACAUUGAUGCAUCCAUUAAAAAGAGGAUUGUAUAUGUUGCAAUUAGAAGGUAUAUCGAUAUCGGAAGAAACUACCAACUUGAAUCCAGAAUUUCUUAUGGAGAUUAUGGAGCGUAAUGAAGAAAUAGAAAAUGCAAUGGAGGACAAAGACAAAGUCUUCAAAUUGGCUAAAGAAUCCAAAGAAAUGCUUGAAACAUUAUCAAACCAAGCGGCAGAAGCAUUCAAAAAGAAAGAUAUUGAAACAGCAACAAAAAUCUUGAUAAAAAUGAAAUAUUACGAUUCUAUAGAUAAUAGAUUAAAAAGAUUAAAGUAUGACUUAGGUAUAGUAGAAUAA